AUGACUGGCGGGUGGUUCUGCGCCGGUCCGGGCUGGAACUUCCUGCGUUCCAGGCCAGCCAGCCUGGCCCGGGCGGAGGGUCGAGCGCCCACGUUACCCGGCCUUUUCGGAGCUAGGGAGCCGAGACCGGGGGGCUGGGCCCCUGCUCCACCCGGCGCCCAGGGACUCGCGUCCGCUAGGUCCGCCCGCGCCUCGCGUCGCACGCCGGCAUCAGCCGGGAGCCCAGGCCCGCCGUGCCCCGGGUCAGGCGAAGCUGACCGGUCUCCGCCGACUCCGCUGCGAGCCCGGGCACGGAUGGCGGCAUUGGGCGCUGACCCGUCUCCCGCGGCUCCGCUGCGAGCCGGGGCAGCGAUGGUGGUGGCGGCGGCGCUCAGGGCCCCGGCACAGGGCUGUGUGACCUUUGAGGACGUGACCAUUGACUUCUCCCAGGAGGAGUGGGGGCUCCUUGAUGAGGCUCAGAGGCUUCUGUACUGCGAUGUGAUGCUGGAGAACUUUGCCCUCAUAGCCUCGCUGGGUCUGACGUCUUUCAGGUCUCACAUAGUUGCCCAGCUGCAGAUGGGGGCAGAGCCGUGGGUGCCUGACAGGGUGGACAUGACGUCAGCCAUGGCAAGAGGGGCAUACAGUGGACUUGUCUCCGGUUUUGGCUGUGGAGCGGAGGGUGAGUGUAGUGUGUCUGCAGAAGGAGUGUCACAGGACAGGAAGCUCAAAGUGGCUCUGUGUAACCAGAAGGACGACUCCCAUGACACAUGUGGCCUGCACUUGAAAGAUGUUUUGCACCUGACCGAACACCAGGCAACACAUCCCAGGCAGAAACCAGAUGGGUGUGAGGCAUCUGGGAAAGGGUCAGAGUCCAGUGCAAACCUUCAGCAGCAGCAGAACAUAGACAAGCCUGUCAGAAGGGAUGAGGAUAGGGCCUCCCUUGUGAAGAGCUGCAGAGAUGACACAUCAAAGGAGCCUCUCACAGUCAGGGAGAAUGGGAAGGACUUCGGCGGCGGUAUGGCCGCAUCCGGCUUUCUCCAGCGCCAGGUCGUUCACAGAGUGGAGGAGCCUCCCCAGAGCACUGGUGCACAAAAUCAUAACAAGUGUGGUGAAUUUGGGAACGCUUUCCCUGACAAACCCGCACCUGUUCGGCACCAGAGAACCCACACGGGGGAAAGGCCUUUUGAGUGCAACAAAUGUGGGAUAUUCUUUAGCCACGUGUCCGGUCUCUCUCAGCACCAGAGAGAUCACAACAGAGGAAAGCCUUAUGAGUGCUGCGAAUGUGGGAAGUUCUUCAGCCGACACUGUAGUCUCGUGAGACAUCAGAGUGUUCACACUGGGGAAAGCCCUUAUGUGUGCAGCGAAUGUGGGAAAUUCUUUAGCCGAAGCUCCAACCUCAUUCAGCAUAAGAGGGUGCACACUGGAGAGAAGCCUUAUGAGUGCAGUGAGUGUGGCAAGUUCUUCAGCCAGCGCUCCAACCUCAUUCAUCAUAAGCGGGUCCAUACGGGCAAAAGCGCUCAUAAGUGCAGAGAGUGUGGGAAGUCUUUCAACUGCAACUCCAGCCUCAUUAAGCACUGGAGGGUUCACACUGGAGAAAGACCUUAUAAGUGCAAUGAAUGUGGGAAAUUCUUCAGCCACAUCGCCAGUCUCAUCCAACAUCAGAUCGUCCACACUGGUGAACGGCCUUACAGGUGCAGAGAAUGUGGGAAAGCCUUCAGCCGGAGCUCUGACCUCAUGAAGCAUCAGAGAGUCCACACUGGGGAGCGGCCUUAUGAGUGCAGCGAAUGUGGGAAAUUGUUUAGCCAGAGCUCCAGCCUCCAUAGCCAUCGGAGACUUCACACAGGGGAACGGCCUUAUCAGUGCCCCGAAUGUGGGAAAUUCUUUAACCAAAGCUCCAGCCUCAGUAACCAUCGGAGGCUUCACACCAGUGAGCGGCCUUAUGAAUGCCUUGAAUGUGGGAAAACCUUCAGGCAGAGGUCUAAUCUGAGGCAACACCAGAAGGUUCACAAACCAGACAGGUCAUAUAAGUGCGGUGAAUGUGGAAAAGCCUUCAGCCAGAGGCCUACCCUCGUCCGGCACCAGAAAAUUCACAUGAGAGAAAGGAGUGCAGUGAGUGUGCACCCUCUUCCAGCACAACGAUGUGCACAGGUGAUAAGCUCUGAGAACAGUCUUUAGGAGGGGGCCAUCAACCAGAGGAUGAACCUUGUUCAUCCCAAUGUCCACAAUGGGCAGAGUCCCUAUGAAUGCUAGUUCUGCUGGAAGCUUUCUGGAACAAAGCAGCAUUUUUCUCACCAUGGAUUCUACCAGAGCUUUGCCACUGCGAGUGUUUGAGGUAGAAGCCAUAGAGCUCUGGCAGGUCUCCUAGAAUAUGUUUCAGCCAGUCCCUGUAUUCGGACUUCUUCCUUUUCUUAGAGGGAAUCCCGAGUAGCCUGAGGCCAAAGGAAGAUGUCAUUCCUUCCCUCUGUGACCAGCAUAGCUAUGGACAUGACCCCCAUAUCUUUGACUGUGAAGACCUGAGCUGGGUUCUGCAGGCGGCUUGCAGAGAAGGUUUCCCUUCUUUCAAAGACAUGGCUGAUCUCAUACGAUGCUCAUGAUGGAUUUAUCCAGACUCCACAUUAUCCAUCCCAACAAUCACCUACUUUACAUUGCCUUAAUGAUCAAGCCACCUUUAAUCCAAUGUGUUUUGAUCACUGUGAAGUGGGUUGAGAACGCAGUUGAGGUCUACCAAACGAAAAGGGUUUCUAAGUGUAUUGCCUCGGAGAAAGAGCAGGAUGGUGGAGAAUAGCUCUCGGUCCAGAUUUGGCCUCCUUUGUGUUGCUACUCAAGGUCUCCUGGGAAAGAUGGUAGGACUUUGUGGGCCUAAUGUUGGGAUCUGAGUGGCAUGAAUUUUUGUGAGCCAGGGAUGACCCUGAGGACGGGGCAGUUGUGACAACCUCCUCUGCAUCUGGGAGCGGCAUGAAUAGGGCCCUGUGUUUCUAUGGGAUGCCUCAUGUUCCCUAGCACUGUUAAGUAGACACUGUUUACCUGACACUUGCCAAGGAGCCAUUUGUCUUGAAGUUUAGCCUCUGGUAGACAGGUGUCCUAAUUGUCGGAUUUACUGGCCCAGUUGAGACCAUAAUUUGUAGAAACACUGGGCGUGAGAGUAGAAUAGGCGAGUCUGUAGCAAGCUAGAGGGAAUGUGCCUGUUCUAAAAGUACAUCCACGAAUGUUCCUUUGAAUAUGACUGUGCAGGACUCAGGCUUUGCAGAAAUUCUCAGGACCUCCAGACCUCUGUCCUAUGACUUAGGUCACUGACAGAGCAAAUAUCUAAAGGUUUUGUGGGUACCAAGGCUCCCUGCACUUUUCGUGCCACAGCUGUUGCUGCUUUGGCGGGAGAAUGGGGCUGAGAGAAGGCAGAUCCUGUACUCCAGGGGUGUAGCAUUUGUCACAUAUCCAUUUUUGCUGCCAAGGCAUGAAAGAGAGAGAGAGAGUCAAUGUAGGAUUGCCAAAUCCUCUAAUUUCUGACAUGAACGGGAGAUCAGAUUUUUAUGUGCAACAAUUUCUUUAAAUGCUUUGUUGAGAUACAUUUGUCAUGCAACAGUCGUACGUAUUUGAUGUGCACUGUUUAAGAAGUUUUUCAGUAUAUAUACACUCAGGGAACCAACACAGAACCAUGACAAUGGACCUAUCUGUCACCCACAAAGCUACCUCAUGCCCUUUACUAUCCCUCCUUGCCUUCCUAGUAAACCAUUGAUUUCCUUUUCUUUCUUUCUUUUUUUUUAACUACAGAUUUGCUUGCCUUUCUUAGAAUUUUAUACAACUGGAAUCAUAAAGUAUUUAUACCUUAUUUUUGGUCUAUUUUCUUUCACAAUGUAAUCAUCUGAAGAAUUAUCCAUGCUGUAUGUAUGAACAGGUCAUUCUUUUUGCUGUUGCGUAGUGCUCUCAAAUGAAUCCAUCACAAUUUUUUAUGCUUUAUUUUUUUAAUUAAAAAAUCUCUGGCAAAAUACACAUAACAUAAAAUUUACCAUCCAGACCAUCUCUAAGUGCAUAGUUCAGGAGUAUUAAGUACAUUCAUUUUGUACAGCCAUCACCACCAUUCACAUCCCGAGCUCUUUUCAUCUUGCAAAACCAAAAGUCUGUAGCCAUUAAAUAAUAACUUCAAAGUCUCUCCCCCCUGCCAAGCCCCUGGAAACUGCCCUUCUACUUUCUGUCUUUCUGAACUUGACUACUUCAGGUACCUCCUAUGAGGAGAGUCAUCUAGUAUUUGUCUUUUUGUGGCUGGUUUAUUUCACUUAGCGUAAUGUCCUCAAGGUUCAUCCCUGUUUUAUGCCAUGUGUCAGAAUUUCCUUUCUUUUUAAGGCUGAAUAAUAUGCCAUUGUAUUUCUGUGCCAUAUUUUGCUUAGUCACUCAUCUGUCAAUGGUUAUUUGGUUUACUUCCACCUUUUAGCUGUUGUGAACCAUACAGCUAUGAACAUGUGUGUACAAAUAUCUCUUUGAGACCUUGCUUUCUAUUGUUGUUUUAUUUUUUAAGAUUGUAUUUAUUUGAGAGCAAGCAAACAGGAGAGAAAGAGGAGUAGGGUGAGGGGCAGUGGGAGAAGCCGACUCCCUGCUGAGCAGGGAGCCCAGUGUGGGUCUCUGUCCUGGUUUCCGGGAUCAUGACCUGAGCUGAAGGCAGACAGUUAACCAACUGAGCCACCCAGGCACCCCCUCGCUUUCUUUAUAGAUAUAUCUGGAAGUGGAAUUUCUGGCUCAUAUGGUAAUUAUAAUUUUAAUUUUUUGAGGAACCUCCAUACUGUUUCCCACAGUUGCUCUCUCAUUUUAUAUUCCUACCAAUGAUUCUGAUUUUUCCCCAUCAUCAGCAACGCUUGUUUUAUCUUUAAAAAAAUUGUUUUAAAUGCUUGAGUAGUAUCUGUCCUGAUAGAUAUAGUUUCCUUCUGUCCUAGCUUAUUGAGUGUUUUUAUCAUGAAAGGAUGUUGGAUUUUUCAAAUGCUUUCUUUGCAUUAGUUGAUAGGGUCCUAUGGUUUUUCCUUCCAUUAAUGUGUAUUACACCGAUUUUCAUAUGUUGAAACUUCCUUGCAUUCCAAGAAUAAAUCCCACUUAAACAUGGUAUAUAAUCCUUUCAGUAUGCUGCUAAAUUCUGUUUACUAGUAUUUUGUUUGCUAGUAUUUUGUUAAAGAUAUUUGUACCAAUAUUCAUAAUUAAUAAAUUGGUCUGUACUUUCCUUGUGUAUCAUUUGCUGGCUUUGGUAUCAGGGCAAAUGAAUUAGGAAUUAUUCUCUCCUCUUCCAAGAUUUUGGAAAAUCGUAACAAACAAUCAGUGCUAUUUCUUUAAUGUGUAUAAUUCCCCAAUAAAGUCACUGGGUCCCGCUUUGUUGUGGGGAGGUUUUUGGUUUUUAUUCAUUAUACAUUUUAUUCAUUAUACAUUAUUCAUUUUAUUCAUUAUUACUAAUUAUAAGUUUAUUCAGAUAUUCUCUUCAUGGUUCAGUAUUGAUAGGAUUUGUGUUUCUAAGGAUUGUCUAUUUCAUCUAGGUUCCAUUUUGUGUGUGUAUGUGUGUAUGAUUGUUCGUAGUACUCUCAUAAUCCAUUGUAUUUCUGUAGAAUUGGUAGUAAUGUCUCCACUUAUAUUUCUGAUUCUAGUAAUUUGAGUCUUCUCUCUUCUUUUAGUCACUGUAGCUAAAGAUUGGUCAAUUCUGUUAAUCUUGAUAAAGAACCGUCUUUUGGAUUUGUUUGUUUUUCUCUAUUGUUUUUCUAUUCUCUAUUUUUAAAAUUCUCAUUUAGUAUUUCUUAACUUUGCCUAACUCUUGGUUUAGUUCUUUUUCUAGUUCUCUAAGUUGCAAAGUAAGGUUGUUGAUUUGAGAUCUUUUUUAAUAUAAGCCUUCUUUCCUCCCUCCCUCCCUCCCUCCCUCCCUUCCUGUGCACGUGCCCAUAUGGGCAGGAGGUGGAGGGCCAGAAAGAGAGGAAGAGAAUCUUAAGCAGACUGUGCAUUGAGCGUAAAGCUUGACCUGGGGCUUGAUCUCACAAUCCUGAGAUCAUGACCUGAGCCAAAAUCAACAGUUGGAUACUUAAAAGACCGAACCACCCAGGUGCCCUAUGUUUUUGUUUUCUUUCAUCUUGGGUAUUUUCUAAUAUUCCUUGUGAUUUCUCCUUUGUUCCAUUGAUUGUUUAAGCAUGUAUUAUUUAAUUUCCACAAAUAUGUGAAUUUUCCAAUUUGCCUUUUGUCGGUUUCUAACUUCAUUCUGUUGAGAUUAAAUAGUUUGUAUAAUAUCUUUUGAAACCUAUUAAGCUUUAAUUUGUGACCUAAUGUGGUCUAUCAUGGAAAUGUCCCAUAUGCACUUGUGAACAGUGUUUUCUCUUGAUGGUGGCUAGAGUAUUGUGUACAUUUCUGUUAGAUCUGAUUGGUUUAUUUGUGUUGUUCAAGACCUUUAUUUUCUUAAUGACUUUUUUCCAUUAUUGAGAGCAGGGUAUUGAAGUCUCCAACUACUGUAGAACUGCUUUUUCCUAUCAAUUUUUGAGUUAUAUAUUUUCUUGGUCUGUUAAUAGUUUCAUAAAUGUUUAUCAUUAUUAUACCUUUUGCCGUAUAAAACCUUUUAUUAUAGAAAAUGUCCAAAUUUAUGUUGUAUACUUACUUUUAUGGAAUGUUUUUCCAUCCUUUCACUUUCCACCUAGUUGUGUCUUUGGCUGUAAAGUUAGUCUCCAUCGACAGCAUAUAGUUAGAUAAUGUUUUAAACAUCCAUUGUGUCAGUCUGUGUCUUUUGAUGGAGAGUUUAAUCUAUUUACAUUAACAUCAUUAUGAUGAGGGAUUUACUUCUGUGAUUUUGCUAUUUGUUUUCUCUAUGGCUUUUAUGCCCUCCAUUUUCUAUAUUACUAUCUUUUUUUAAAUUUUUUUAAUGUGAAGUGUUUUAAUUCCCUUCUCAUUUCCUUUUGUGUAUAUUUUAUCACUAUUUUCUUUGUGGUUACCAUGGAGAUUAUCUUGA
This is a messenger RNA of Lutra lutra (Eurasian river otter), 6931 nucleotides long. Its product is annotated as zinc finger protein 792-like. The record is from RefSeq and is a predicted model, not a curated record. Gene Ontology annotation, biological process: regulation of DNA-templated transcription. Lineage: Eukaryota; Metazoa; Chordata; Mammalia; Carnivora; Mustelidae. The transcript has 4 exons. Bases 1 to 2154 code for a protein of 717 amino acids.